AUGUUGCGUCGCCUCGGUGUACGUCACUUCCGGCGAACGCCGCUCCUUUUUGUCGGUGGGGACGGCAGCAUUUUUGAGCGCUACACAGAAAUCGACAACUCCAACGAGCGGCGGAUUAAUGCGCUGAAGGGAUGCGGUAUGUUUGAGGAUGAGUGGAUUGCCACUGAGAAGGUUCAUGGAGCGAACUUCGGUAUCUACUCCAUUGAAGGUGAGAAAAUGAUCAGAUACGCAAAGCGCAGUGGCAUUAUGCCUCCGAACGAGCACUUCUUUGGCUAUCAUAUAUUGAUCCCUGAGUUGCAGCGAUACAUAACUUCUAUUCGUGAGAUGUUGUGCGAGAAGCAGAAGAAGAAGCUACACGUUGUGCUCAUUAAUGGAGAGUUGUUUGGAGGAAAAUAUGACCACCCUAGCGUUCCAAAGACACGGAAAACGGUCAUGGUGGCUGGUAAGCCGCGAACAAUAAGCGCCGUGCAGACCGACUCUUUUCCCCAAUAUAGCCCAGAUCUCCACUUUUACGCAUUCGACAUAAAGUACAAGGAGACAGAGGAUGGAGACUACACUACUCUCGUCUACGAUGAAGCCAUAGAGCUGUUUCAGCGCGUUCCCGGGCUCCUGUACGCGAGGGCGGUCAUUCGAGGGCCAAUGUCAAAGGUUGCUGCAUUUGAUGUGGAACGCUUUGUCACAACCAUCCCCCCUCUUGUUGGUAUGGGCAACUACCCACUGACGGGCAACUGGGCUGAGGGGCUUGUCGUGAAGCACUCGAGGCUGGGAAUGGCGGGAUUCGACCCCAAAGGUCCAACGGUGUUGAAGUUUAAAUGCACAGCGUUCCAGGAGAUAUCCACAGACCGAGCGCAAGGGCCUCGCGUAGAUGAAAUGAGGAACGUACGAAGGGACUCCAUCAAUCGCGCCGGUGUGCAAUUGCCAGACUUAGAGAGUAUUGUGCAAGAUCCAAUUCAACUCGAAGCUUCGAAACUACUCCUUAAUCAUGUGUGCGAGAAUCGUCUCAAAAAUGUGCUAUCAAAGAUCGGCACGGAGCCCUUCGAGAAGGAGGAAAUGACACCAGACCAGUUGGCCACACUUCUUGCCAAAGACGUCCUGAAAGACUUUCUAAAAGAUACCGAACCCUCCAUUGUAAAUAUACCGGUACUCAUCCGCAAGGAUCUGACUAGGUACGUUAUAUUUGAGUCCAGGCGGCUAGUUUGCUCACAGUGGAAGGACAUUCUGAAGCGUCAGUCUCCUGACUUUAGCGAAUGA
Messenger RNA from Trypanosoma brucei brucei TREU927, 1251 nucleotides. It is a transcript of the gene KREL2, whose product is annotated as RNA editing ligase; RNA-editing complex protein; KREL2. Bases 1 to 1251 code for a protein of 416 amino acids. Lineage: Eukaryota; Euglenozoa; Kinetoplastea; Trypanosomatida; Trypanosomatidae. The record is from RefSeq and is a predicted model, not a curated record. Gene Ontology annotation, molecular function: ATP binding; RNA ligase (ATP) activity. The transcript has a single exon.